AUGGCUGCAUCUCCAGAGCUCCUUGCAAUGACACCUCGACUUCCAGACCAAGUUCAGGCUCAGCCUCCAAACCUGACUGAAGUCACAAUUAAACCUGUGGACCUUGAGCUUACCGUAAGUCCAGAAGCAACUACAGAGAUUGAAUAAUUUGCUGCUCUACAGGAGACUACAGCUCCAUUUCCAAAGCUCCCUGAGGUGACAUCUCCACGCCCAAACCAAAUUCAGGCUCAGCAUCCAAACCUGACUGAAGUGACAGUUCAACCUGUGGACAUGGAGCUCACCCUAAGUAUAGAACUCACCACGGAAGUUGGACCUUCAGCCAUGCUGCAGAUCACUACUCAGUCUCCAGAGCCACCGAAGGAGGUUAUAGCUCAACUUCCAGUGUAUCAGGAGGUGACAGUUCCACCCCCAAGUCAGGAUCAAGUUCAGCAUUUAAACUUGCCCAGUGUCACACUUAAACCUGUGGAGUUCUACAGUGAACCCACAGUGGAGGUUGAACAUGCUGCUGCUCAGGAGACCACAGCUCCUCCUCCAACACACCCUCAGGUGACACUUCCACCUGCAGACCAGAUUCAGUCUCAGCAUCCAAGCCUGACAGAAAUCGCAGUGAAGCCUGGGAAUCUGGAGCUUACCAUAACUCCAAAACCUAAUGUGGUGGUUGAACCUUCUCCAACCAAGCAGGCAUCCUCAACUCAGCCUGAAGAGGCUCCUCAGGAAGUUACAGUUCAACCUCCAGAAUAUCAUGAGACACCCAGUGCCACAGUUACAGCUCUGGCCCAGGAGGUCACCAUAACUCCACAACCCACAAUGGAGGUUGAACAGUCUACUGUCCUGAGGAAGACUACAGCUCUUUUGCCAACACACCCUCAGGUGACACUUACACCUGCAGACCAGAUUCAGUGUCAGCAUCCAAACCUGACAGAAAUCACAGUGAAGCCUGGGAAUCUGGAGCUUACUGUAACUCCACAACCCAAUGCAGAGGUUGAACCUUCUCCAAUCAAGCAGGUGUCCUCAACUCAGCCUCCAGAGCCUCCUCAGGAGGUUACAGUUCAACCGUCAGAAUAUCAUGAGGAGAGAGUUCCACUUCCAAGUCAGGAUCAAACUCAGCAUUCAAACUUGCCCAGUAUCACAAUUAAACCUGUGGACCAGGAGGCCACCAUAACUCCAGAACCCAAUAUGGAGGUUGAACCUUCUCCAACCAAGCAGGAGUCUCCAACUCAGCCUUCAGCACCACGUAAGGAAGUUGUAGCUCAAUCUCCAACACAUCAUGAGGUGACAGCUCCACCUUCAGAUCAGGAUCAAAUUCAGCAUUCAAACUUGCCCAGUGUCACAGUUAAACCCAUGGACCAGGAGGUCACCAUAACUCCAGAACCCAAUACGGAGGUUGAACCUUCUCCAACCAAGCAGGAGUCUCCAACUCAGCCUCCAACACCACGUAAGGAAGUUGUAGCUCAAUCUCCCGUACAUCAUGAGGUCACAGUUCCACCUUCAGAUCAGGAUCAAGUUCAGCAUUCAAAAUUGCCCAGUGUCACAUGUAAACCUGUAAACCUGGAGGUCCCCAUAAUUCCAGAAUUCACAACAGAGGCUGAACGUUCGACUACAGCUCCAUCUCCAAAGCAGCCCAAGGAAACACUUCCACCACCAGAUGAGUUUUGGAAUUUGCAACCAAACCUGACUAGUCUGAGGCCAUCUGUAAAUUAUCCUCCAGAAAAGGAGCUGACGGGAUCACCUGAGCAACAGCUACAGGCUCUCAGUGCAGAAAAGAUUCACAUGAGCUCAACUACCAUUGACAUAUAUGAGCUCUGUACCUGCGAAGAUGAGACACUGUCCUGUUCUGGUCUGAGUCCACAGCAGAGGCUGCAAAAAAUCCGUGUGCCAGAACCCAGCACCUACAAUGGCACCUUCACCAUCCUAAAUUUCCAAGGAAAUUCUAUUUCUUACAUUGAUGGAAAUAUAUGGAAGGCAUACCUCUGGACUGAGAAACUAAUUCUCAGUGACAAUUAUUUGAGCAAAUUACAUAAGGAUUCAUUUGAAGGCCUGCUAUCCCUCCAAUAUUUAGAUUUAUCCUGCAAUAAAAUACAGUCUAUUGAAAGAUGCACAUUUGAACCACUACCUUUUUUGCAGUUUAAUUUACAAAUAAAUCUUGGUUGCAAUUUACUCACAGAACUCAGCUUUGGAACAUUUCAGGCUUGGCAAGGAAUGCAGUUUUUACACAAGUUAAUUCUCAAUCGUAAUCCUCUGACAACUGUUGAAGAUUCAUAUCUUUUUAAAUUGCCAGCAUUAAAAUAUUUCUAAGUAUGCAAAAAUCUGUGUCAACUUACAACAGUUGAGAACAUCCUCAUGAUGACAAUCGAGUUGGAAAAAUUGAUUUUACCUAGUUGAAUGGCCUGCUGCCUCUGCCAAUUUAAAAAUAAUAUUGAGGUUAUCUGCAAGACAGUCAAACUGCAUUGUGACGGUGAAUGUAUGACAAACAUAACAUGUUGUGAUGAGGAAGCAUCUCUAGCAGAUGCAGAAGGAGCGUUCAUGCAGGCAUUACAAGCCCAGAAGAAGAACACCAGCACUGAGCUGACUAUUGAGCCAGAGAAACCAUACUAGGACCAAAAUGGCAUCAGUUUGUGUGCUUUCAUGAAUGAACAGCUCGACUUUAAUGAUGAAACUGAUGUUAUUGCUGCACUGAAUUACAUAUUACCUUAUUUCUCAGAGGGAAAGCUAGAAGAUGUAGCAUCAAUAUUAUUACCAUUCAUUAAACUAGGGCCAUGGGAAAACAGCCUGGCAAAGAUUCAGAAAGCAAGUGUAGAAGAAAAGCUGGAGACACUGAACAGAGACAUCAAGGGGCUAAAGGACUUCUGGAAAAGGCACUUCAAAGAAAUGGGGAAAAGGAGCAUCAAGAGGAAAUGGAGUGCCCAGCCAUUUGUGGAGAAUAUUGACAAAGAAAGAAGGCCCAGGAGGCCAACCCCAAGGGAGCUGGGACAGCUUUUCUUUGUGAGGAAGCCAAGGAAGUUAGAGGGAAACUCCUUUGAUGCUGAGCCUUCAUUUAUAAAGGAACAUAAGGCAGCAAUCUCUUCUUUCCCAAAACAAUACUUGUUGGGCCGGCCUUCUACCUCCAACCCUCCAAGAACCCGACCUGAGAUUAGAAAUAAAUUGAAAGACUUAUCCUACACCCUUUUUGUUUUAGAAGAUGCAAAUGCUAGAGUUAAAAACAUGAAGGCUCCUAAACUAAUCUCACAUUCCAGGAAAAAUUACCUCUUUCAGAAAGCUCACUCUCAUGCAAUCCACAGGCCACUCAAGGCCAGACCAAGUCAAAAGUUCAGAAAGAAAGGUUCACUCAAUAGACUUAUGCUUGGAAAGAGACCUCCUUUCUCUGCAGUGAGGAGCCUCAUAAAUUCCCCUGCACAAGAGGCUUUUUCAUCUUCAGGAGAACUAAGUUCUCAGGAAACUCCUUUUCCAGAAGCAUUUGGGUUUUCAGAAUCUCCCGCAGGAAGUGCUGCUCCAGAAAAUGCUAGUGUAGAAAGCACGUUUGUAGACAACGCUUAUGCAGAAAACACUACCAUGAUAGACGAGUCUACACCUAAAAGUCCUGCCUUUAGGAGUUCUUCCACUGCAAAUUCUGCUAUGACUGUGGACAACUUAAUGUUAACAGUUAAACGAGCCAAUGAAACACAGUGGGAAUACCAUAACCUGGGCACAGACUUAUCCUCCAAGCCCAAUGGCUCCACUCUCCCUUUCCUCCCAUCCCCGGGUGAUAGAUUUGAAACUCAGCUAAACCAGCAGCUACGGUCCCUCAUCCCCAACGAUGUGAGAAGGCUCAUUUCUCAUGUUAUCCGGACUUUGAAAAUGGACUGCUCUGAGCCCUGUGUUCAACUGGCCUGUGCAAGGCUCAUCUCCAGAACAGGCCUCCUGAUGAAGCUUCUCAGUGAGCAGCAGGAAGUAAAGGUGUCCAAGGCAGAGUGGGAUACAGACCAGUGGAAAACUGAGAACUACAUCAAUGAGAGCACAGAAGUCCAGAGUGAACAAAAAGAGCAAGGGUCCAGGGAGUACACAAAGGAGGUUCCAGGAUAUGGCUGUAACCACAAACUCAUCUUGGCAAUAUCUGUCACUGUGGUAGUGAUGAUUUUGAUUAUAAUUUUCUGGUUUCCCUUCUCUGGCUCAACCUUUUUAUCCCAAUCUCCCCCACCUCUCUAG
Messenger RNA from Choloepus didactylus (southern two-toed sloth), 4182 nucleotides. Its product is annotated as leucine-rich repeat-containing protein 37A3-like. Gene Ontology annotation, molecular function: protein binding. The transcript is spliced from 14 exons. Lineage: Eukaryota; Metazoa; Chordata; Mammalia; Pilosa; Megalonychidae. The record is from RefSeq and is a predicted model, not a curated record.